CAACGACCACCAUACCAACCCGUCACCGCCCCCAAUUUGACGACAGCGCAUGGGCAUGAUGCGCGGGUGACCCCAUCACUGAGAAAACCCUCAACAUCGCAUCCACCUCGCGCGUAGGCAGUUACUCCUGAUGAAUGCGACUCUGGCCAGCCUCUCCGGCGGCGACUUGCCCUCGUCUGCCCUGGCCUUCAUCGACAACGCCGCCUCCUACCUGCAGCAAAUUCCCGGCUCGGCCAUUGUGGUCCGCUACAUCCGAUCUUCCUACCAGAAUGACCCCGUCCGCAGCGCUGUCGAGCUGUUCCUGUUCAUCUUCGCCGUGCGAUAUCUGCUGGCGCCAACCUACAGCACCAAGAGGAAAAAGAACGUGCCCCUGACGGAAGAUGAGGUCGACGAGUUGGUGGAGGACUGGACCCCCGAGCCAUUGGCGGGCGAGGAGACGGAAUUCGAGAAACUCACCAACGAGAAAUCGCCUGUCAUCACUGGACCAGCCGGGCCCAAGGCGAAGCUGGCCAACGGCAGGACUGUCACCAACCUCGCCAGCUACAACCACUACAACUUUGCCGGCAAUCAGGAUCUUAUGAGCAAGGCCGUCGCUACCGUGCGCACCUAUGGUGUCGGUCCGUGCUCUCCGCCGGGCUUCUAUGGCACACAGGACGUCCACAUGAAGAGCGAGGCAGAUAUCGCGGCGCACAUCGGAAUGCCCGCAGCCAUCAUUUAUGCCCAGAGUUUCUCCACUAUCAGCAGCGUCAUCCCGGCCUUCAGCAAGAGAGGCGAUGUCAUUGUGGCAGACAAGGCAGUCAACUAUCCGAUCCGAAAAGGGCUACAAAUCUCGAGAAGUACCGUACACUGGUAUGAGCACAACGAUAUGGAGGACUUGGAGCGAGUCCUCCAAAGAGUCGUCAAGCAGGGACAAGGCAAACCACUUACGAGGAGGUUCAUUGUGACGGAAGGCUUGUUUGAGAAUGUGGGCGACAUGGUGGACAUGCCGACUCUGAUUGAGCUCAAGUUCAAGUACAAGUUCCGCAUCAUCUUGGAUGAGACUUGGUCAUAUGGUAUCCUGGGACGAACGGGCAAGGGAGUGACAGAACACCAGAACGUGGACCCUACCAAUGUGGACAUGAUCAUCGGCGGUCUCGCAGGAGCCAUGUCGAGUGGCGGUGGCUUCUGCGCAGGAAACACCGAGAUUGUGGAACAUCAGCGACUUAGUGCGGCCGCGUAUACAUUCUCGGCCGCGCUGCCGGCUUUCCUGGCGACGACGGCAUCCGAGACGGUGACGAUGCUGCAGGAAGAUCCACGACAUAUCGCCAUGCUUCGGGAAAACAUACUGGCCAUGCGUGCACAGCUUGAUCCACGAAGUGAUUGGGUUCGUACACCCAGUGCACCAGAAAACCCAAUCAUGCUCCUCGUGUUGAAGGAUCAGCAUGUCCAAGAGCGGAACCUCAGUCGCGCUGAACAGGAGGCUCUGUUGCAGGAUUGCGUAGACGAGUGCCUCAACAAUGGCGUACUCAUCACGCGACUCAAGUCCAUGCCCGGCGCUCUCGGUCUGGCGCCGAAAGAUCUCGAAAAAGAAUGGCAACCUCAGCCGGCUCUGAAGGUGUGCGUUACUGCUGGUCUGACGAAGAAGGAGACGGAGAAGGCCGGUAUUGUCAUCAGACAUGCCAUUACUACUGUGAUGAAGAGUAGGAAGUGGCAGAGAUAGUGAAGCUGCUGUAUAAUUGAUGUAAUAACUAAGACUUUGCACCACGGGCCAUGAGCCAUUGUCACCUCAUCAUAUUCCCGCCUGACAUUACACUCUUGGCGUCAAUCGACAGGCAAAGUCAUUCGCAGGAAUAUUGGCUGCUGUCAUACCGGGAACGCCAGUGUCUGAUGCAUUUCCGGGAUACAGAAUCGUUCGAAUCUGCCCAUCGAGAUCGAUAAUGUCCACGGUCUCCGCCUUGACGGGCUCGUGCAGCUCAAAGUCGCCGUCGGAGAAGGACAGACGUUUGUUCACCGAUGGUUCCGAGAAAUCAAACGUCUGGAACAUCCUCGCGGCGAGCAUACACAAUUCCGCAAUGGCAAAGUUGCGGCCGGGACAUGGACUUCUACCCAGACCAAAAGUCAAGUCAUACUUGAGAAGCUGGUCGCCCUCGCCGACGAAUCUGUGACCUUUCCAAUAUCGGACAUCCGGACCAUAGACGUCGGCAUCCAUCGCACACGCUUCUGCCAUGGAGUGCAAGAUAUCGCCCGGCUGAAAGACAUGAUCCUCGAUCCCCGGAAGCGUGCACGGUCUAAUGACCGUCGCCGGUGUCCCCGUAAACACACACUGUCGAAACGUCUCGAAAAAGGCCGAGUAGAGAUGCGGGGUGGCGACUUUGAAAUUCACCUGUACCAAAUCCUCUCCUUCCCCCAACGCAUCGCACUCCUCUCGAAUCACCUUGCACAGCGCCGGUGCCUGCGUCACAUAUACAAACAACCACCCCAGCGUCUCAGGCGUAUUCGCCAUAAACGCCACGACCAUCAUAUUCAAAAAUUUACUCCCCACGUCCGGUGGCGAACCCGCUGCCUCAAAGACGCGAACAAUAGCUUUCAUCUCCUCCGAUGCACUCUCCAAGCCGCCGCGUUGAUACCACGCCAUUAAUGUGUCGAAGAGUGCUUGUCGAGCUUUGCGUGUCCGACGACAGCCUGCUGUCAGCCGACUGCUCAGCCACAAGGGGAGAGGAAGGUUGAAACUCCA
Molecule: messenger RNA, 2713 nt
Organism: Sphaerulina musiva SO2202
Lineage: Eukaryota; Fungi; Ascomycota; Dothideomycetes; Mycosphaerellales; Mycosphaerellaceae
Product: PLP-dependent transferase
Exons: 3
Coding region: 131-1699 (522 amino acids)
Biological process (GO): ceramide biosynthetic process; sphingosine biosynthetic process
Cellular component (GO): endoplasmic reticulum
Molecular function (GO): serine C-palmitoyltransferase activity; pyridoxal phosphate binding
Source: RefSeq, a predicted model, not a curated record